Molecule: messenger RNA, 2097 nt
Organism: Mucor mucedo
Lineage: Eukaryota; Fungi; Mucoromycota; Mucoromycetes; Mucorales; Mucoraceae
Product: catalase-like domain-containing protein
Exons: 6
Coding region: 1-2097 (698 amino acids)
Biological process (GO): response to oxidative stress; hydrogen peroxide catabolic process
Cellular component (GO): cytosol
Molecular function (GO): heme binding; catalase activity
Source: RefSeq, a predicted model, not a curated record
AUGAAAUUACUUUAUACAGUACUUACACUGAUACCAUUGGUAUUAGUUUUGGCCCAGAAGGAUCCGGUGCAAGAAGCCAUUGUGAUUGACGCUGGCACACAAGAAACUACUCAAUUCGGUACCAAAAUCAACAACACAGACAGUCUUACUGCCGGUGAACGUGGUCCAACUCUUUUAGAGGACUUUAUGCUCAGAGAAAAAGUCAUGCAUUUUGGUAAGAUUCCUGAACGUGUAGUUCAUGCUCGCGGCGUUGGUGCCCAUGGUUAUUUCCAAACUUAUACAAAUUGGUCCAAUAUUACUGCUGCCAACUUUUUACAAGAUCCUGAAACAAAGACACCUGUAUUUGUUCGUUUCUCUACUGUUUUGGGGUCCAGAGGGUCUCCAGAUACAGUAAGAGAUGUUCGUGGUUUUGCUACUCGAUUCUAUACGCAAGAAGGUCUUUGGGAUUUAGAUGCCAUCAAGUUUCCAGACUUGAUUCAUGCUGCUAAACCUGAACCUGACAAGGAAGUCCCUCAAGCUGGAACUGCACAUUGUACAUCGUACGAUUUCUUUUCUCAACAUACCGAGAGUAUGCACACCGUCAUAUGGGCUUUAUCUGGUAGAGGACUUGUUAAAAGUUUCAGACAGGUAGAAGGAUUUGGAGUUCAUACGUUUCGAUUAAUCACUGAGGAUGAAAAAGUUGUGUUUGUCAAGUUUAUUUGGAAACCAUUGCAAGGUCUCUCCAACUUGGUCUGGGAUGAGGCGCAAAAGAUUGCUGGUAAAGAUAUUGAUUACCAUCGCAACGAUCUUUACACUGCCAUUGAAAAUGGUGAUUUCCCCCAAUAUGAGCUUUGUGCCCAAAUUGUACCCGAAGAGGAUGAAGACAUGUAUGACUUUGACUUACUUGAUGCUACCAAAAUUAUUCCUGAAUCUAUUGUCCCUGCUCAAUGCUUAGGAAAAAUGACGCUCAAUCGCAACGUUGACAACUUCUUUUUAGAGACGGAACAAAUUACGUUUCAUUUAGGUCACAUUGUACGUGGUAUCACUUUUACCGAUGAUCCUCUCUUACAAGGUCGCUUAUUUAGUUAUACCGACACUCAGGUCAAUCGUAUGAACUCUGUCAAUUACAUGCAAUUGCCUAUCAACCAACCCUUGAAUCCUGUACAUAACAAUCAGCGUGAUGGCUAUAUGCAGCGUAAUGUGUACACGGGAAAAGUGGCUUACUAUCCCAACACGCUUCAAAAUAAUACCCCCGCAGUAGUUUCCCCACAAGAAGGUGGUUAUUUGGAAUACCCAGAACAAGUUUCCAAGAAACAGCGUGGUAAAUCCGGAAAAUUCGCUGACCACUUUUCUCAAGCACAGUUAUUUUACAAUAGUUUAACUACCUUUGAACAACAACAAGUGGUCGAUGGUGCACGCUUUGAAAUCGGAAAAUGCAAUAAUAAUUCAGUACGUGAGAACAUGGUGCAAGCCUUGAACCAUGUCGAUCAUAAUUUGGCUGUACGUAUUGCUACCUAUUUGGGUUUGAAUUCACCACAAGAUAUCUACCCCAACGCUAACAUGACCUCGGUUGGGCUCUCCAUUGAGAAAUACAAGCUACCUGAAAACAUCAGAGCCAAAAAAGUAGCCAUCUUGACAGCCCCUGGCAUUGACAAAGAUCAAGUGGAGCACAUGUUUAAAUUCUUAACAGAGAAGGGUGCCUAUGUCGAUUUGAUUGGUGUUGAAAUGAACAAAGAUGUCGCUCAGACUUACUUGACAGCUUCCUCGGUCCUUUAUGAUGCCGUGUAUGUUCCCAAUGGUAAUCAAGAAGCAUUUGAUACUUUGAAGGGAGACACAUCUUUAUUCCCGUAUGAAGAACCUGCCAUGUUUAUAUUGGACGCUUAUCGUCAUGGUAAACCCAUUGCUGCUUCUGGACUUGGCAAGUCAUUACUCAAAGCUGCACGCUUACCUAACAGUGUACUAGACAAUUCUGCAUUGCAAGAGCAAAAAAAGUAUGGCGUGCUUAUUAUGGAUGACUCGGAUGCACUUUAUCAACACUUUGAACAAGCGAUUCGUAAACAAAGAUUCUGGAUUCGUUUACCUUUGGACCCCAAUGCCACACCCUCUCCCACUCAAUAA